Messenger RNA from Cuscuta europaea, 2074 nucleotides. The record is from the annotation of a GenBank genome assembly. NCBI's taxonomy places the organism in Eukaryota, Viridiplantae, Streptophyta, Magnoliopsida, Solanales, Convolvulaceae.
CCGGAGACGGGGGAUAACUCUCUGGAACCCAAAAAGUUGGAGCCACAAGUUGAAGAAGAAGCGGCGGCUACAUUACCCAUCGAUAGAAACCCAAGAUCAAAGGGCGGUCUGGUCACCCUGCCCUUCAUUAUAGCAAAUGAGGCACUGGAGAAGGUGUCGAGCUAUGGGCUAGCGCCAAACAUGAUACUGUACUUGAUGAAAGAUUACGGAAUGGGUGUGACCAAAGGCCAGAAUUUGCUCUUCUUCUGGUCCGCUGCCACCAAUUUCCUGCCUCUGCUCGGCGCAUUUCUUGCCGAUUCUUACCUGGGCCGUUUCCUCACCAUUUCCCUUGGUUCCUUAUUCACCCUCUUGGGGAUGAUUGUUCUGUGGCUGACGGCAAUGGUUCAGAAAUUAAGGCCGGCAGCGGCAGCGGCAUGCAGCAGCACCCAAUCAACAGUGUGCACAUCUGUCGCCGCCGCCACGUCAGCGCAGUACUCUGUCCUGGUGUCUUCAUUCGUGCUCAUGUCCAUCGGCGCCGGCGGUAUCCGACCGUGCUCUCUGGCAUUUGGGGCGGACCAGCUGGACCGGAAGGAGAACCCUCACAAUCAAAGGGUGUUGGAGAGCUACUUCGGGUGGUACUACGCAUCCGCCGCGGCAUCCGUCAUAGUUGCUCUCACCGCCGUCGUCUACAUUCAAGACCGCAUGGGCUGGAAAGUGGGCUUCGGAGUUCCGGCCGUCCUCAUGUUAAUCUCUGCCACUCUCUUCAUCGUCGCCUUCCCCCUCUAUAUCAAACGCAAAAGCACCCGGAAUCUGUUUGGCAGCUUUGUCCAGGUGCUGGUGGCUGCUUUCAAGAACCGGCACCUCCCUUUCCCAUCUAACCUUUCUCUUUACCAUUCCAACAAAGCUUCCCAAUACAAAGUGCCUACUGCCAAACUAAGGUUCUUAAACAAGGCUUGCAUAAUUAAGAAACCAGAAGAUGUGAAGGCCGAUGGGCUUCCAACAAACCCGUGGGAUCUAUGCAGCGUAGAGCAGGUGGAGGAGCUAAAAGCACUGAUAAGAGUAAUCCCACUGUGGUCAACUGGGAUCAUGAUCUCCAUUAACAUAAGCCAGAGUGCAUUUCCCUUUCUACAAGCAAGCUCCAUGGACAGGCACGUCAGUAAAAGCUUCCAAAUCCCAGCUGGAUCCUUCGGCAUGUUCACAGUCAUUGCUUUAACAGUUUGGGUUGUGCUCUACGACCGGGCAAUCCUCCCUUUAGCUUCAAAAGUCCGUGGGAAACCAGUUCGGCUCAGUACGAAAACCCGUAUGGGAACUGGAAUCUUCUUAUCCGCGAUGGGGAUGUUAUUCUCCGGGGUGGUUGAGCAUGUGAGAAAAAGAGAAGCAGCCAAACAGGGGCUGUUGAACAAUCCCCAUGCCGUUGUGGCCAUGUCAGCAAUGUGGCUCGUCCCGCAACACUGCCUGAACGGGUUAGCCGAGGCUUUCAACGCGAUAGGGCAGACCGAGUUCUAUUAUUCCGAGCUGCCUAAGAGUAUGUCAAGCAUUGCUUCGUCUUUGUUUGGAUUAGGCAUGGCGGUGGCGAACCUACUUGCUAGUGUCAUCCUGAGCACGGUUGAUCGUACCACAGGAGGAGGAGGUGAUGGCAAGGAGAGCUGGGUUUCCAGCAAUAUAAACAAGGGACAUUACGAGUAUUACUACUGGCUUCUUGCCAUCUUGACGAUGAUUAACCUCGUGUAUUUUGUGGGGUGUAGCUGGAUAUAUGGACCUUGUUUGGAGGGUGGUAGCCGAGUCUGCACCGAUGAGGGUGAACGCGUCCUUCUACUAACUGAUAGAGUCUCUACACCUGCAACACCAUUGAGAGUAUUGGGCUAAGUGUGCGUGCAGUAGAUAUAAUAGCAGCUUGUAUUUAUAAAGAAAGAAUGUGGAUUUUGAGUGCCGAAUUGCUUUUAAUUUCUCUGUUAUUACCAUUUUUAUCGUUAACGUUGUGGCUUUACCUUUCGCUUUUGGCGUUGUCUUGGAUUCUCUUCAGUCAUCAUUCGUUAAUUCUCAGUUCAUAGCAGACCUGGCGCAAAAAAAAAAAAAGUAUAGUUGCUUUCAUUCA